Molecule: messenger RNA, 778 nt
Organism: Brassica napus (rape)
Lineage: Eukaryota; Viridiplantae; Streptophyta; Magnoliopsida; Brassicales; Brassicaceae
Product: 60S ribosomal protein L12-2-like
Exons: 1
Coding region: 83-583 (166 amino acids)
Biological process (GO): translation
Cellular component (GO): cytosolic large ribosomal subunit; ribosome
Molecular function (GO): structural constituent of ribosome; large ribosomal subunit rRNA binding
Source: RefSeq, a predicted model, not a curated record
CACAAGUUUCAUUCCUCUCCUUCAAAAAAAGAAAAAACCCUAAAAGAAAUCAUUUGACGGCGCCUCUCCCCACUCUACAACCAUGCCGCCUAAGUUGGACCCAAGCCAGAUCGUCGACGUCUACGUCCGUGUAACCGGAGGAGAAGUCGGAGCCGCCAGUUCCCUCGCUCCCAAGAUCGGUCCCCUCGGUCUCGCCCCCAAGAAGAUCGGAGAAGACAUCGCCAAAGAGACCGCCAAGGAGUGGAAAGGGCUCCGCGUCACCGUCAAGCUAACGGUUCAGAAUCGUCAGGCUAAGGUCACGGUGGUUCCAUCUGCUGCGGCGCUUGUCAUCAAGGCCUUGAAGGAGCCGGAGAGGGACCGCAAGAAGGUGAAGAACAUCAAGCACAAUGGUAACAUUUCGUUUGAUGAUGUGAUUGAGAUUGCUAGGAUCAUGAGGCCUAGAUCUAUUGCCAAGGAGCUUAGUGGGACUGUGAGGGAGAUUCUUGGGACCUGUGUCUCUGUUGGGUGCACUGUUGAUGGGAAGGACCCCAAGGAUCUUCAGCAGGAGAUUCAAGAGGGUGAGAUUGAUAUUCCUGAGAACUAAGUAAACGAAAAAAAUGUUGUCUUUUUUUGAUUUAUUUCAAUUAGAAUGACUCAGUUUUGGAUUUGUUGUUGCGUUUUCUUGUUUCUGUUUCAAGAACCAUGAUGAGUUUAUCAAUCUCAGUGUCUUGAAUCUAUCUUUGGUUGAUGAUCAGAAUGUAUGAUUGAUUUGGUCUUUCUAUGCUAUUGCUUUGAUCUG